AUGGCAGAAAAGGAGCAGGCGGCCCAGGAGCACGCACGGAACUUGGAGCGGCAGGUUCUGGAGUAUCAGCAGCAGCAGGGGGCUUUGCCGUGCGUGGUAGAGCUAGCCCGCACGGCAAAGGCGCGCACGGCAGCGAAGGGUGGCGCACGGCAACGUCGGUCGCACGGCAAAGAAAAGCAGCGCACGGCAAAGUCCUCGGGCACGGCAGCCCCCCUGCCGCACGGCAAAGAAGUGUCGCACGGCAGCGUUUGCAGCGCACGGCAGAGAUGGAAGCGCACGGCAAAGAGCUUUGCCGUGCAAUCCUUGCACGCGCACGACAAAGUACUGAGGCCCUCCUCCCUCGAGGAGCUCGCCGCAGAGGCUAUGUCGUUUAGUGAGGAUAACAAUGACUCAAUUGACGUGAAGGUACAGAAAGCUCUGGAAUGUCCGUGCGUUGCUGAUUUGAAAAGUGGACCUUGUGGCAGUGGAUUUAUCGAUGCAUCUUCCUGCUUCCUGAGGAGUACAGAAGAAGAGAAGGGAUCAGAUUGUGUGAAGCCCUUCAUCGCAUUGCAGAACUGCAUCAAGGAAAAUCCAGAGGCAUUUUCUAAGGAGAUUUUGGAAGAGGAGGAGAAUGACGAGGAGGUUGAGAAGUCCAACCUGAAAGUUAGAGCUCCAGCAUGGUCUAGAGAAGCCAACCCAAAGCUUUGAGAUCGUGUGGGAUUAAGCUGACAGCCCGAUAAAAAGUUUCCUCUGAUUGGCAUGCUACACCUUGUUUAUCCUAUAAAUUAUUCCAUUAUAGGCUAGAUUUCAGUGAGCGAAGUAUGCAUCAUGGGUCCUUCAGCAGAAAUAAGCCCAACUUGUGCGGUAGAGAUAUUCCACGUCUUUUUGUUUUGAAGAACAUAGUCGUUAUUGCUUAUGAGAAACUGAGAAACAUGUGUUUUAAGACUUAAUGGAUUAAGGCGCUGGUAAAUAUUGAAAGGAGCUUCCGUGCUUAUAGACUACUCAUUUUAUGAAUUGAUGGGUCUAUUGUUUUA
Messenger RNA from Lolium perenne, 1013 nucleotides. Its product is annotated as mitochondrial intermembrane space import and assembly protein 40 homolog. The record is from RefSeq and is a predicted model, not a curated record. NCBI's taxonomy places the organism in Eukaryota, Viridiplantae, Streptophyta, Magnoliopsida, Poales, Poaceae. Gene Ontology annotation, biological process: protein import into mitochondrial intermembrane space. Gene Ontology annotation, molecular function: protein-disulfide reductase activity. Gene Ontology annotation, cellular component: mitochondrial intermembrane space.